AAUGAUCGGUUUGCAGCGAUAUAAUUGCAAUAAGUCAGCCGCUAAAUGCAUGAUACGAUAGUGAGAGAACUGUAGGCUAAGUAGUAUAGUGUGUGACAGUGUAUAUGCAAUCUAAGUGUUGUGAUGGUGGCGGUGGCCCAGCAAGCACAGGCAAGAGCAGCGGCAACAAGGGCGGCGUUUUCUCCAUCUGAGAGGAGUUAUGAGGCGUGCAUGAGGCCAUGACUAGUGGCACUCAUCAUGGCCGGCCGGUACAUCACUCUCUUGGCAUGUUGGGCGGCGGUCAUUACAGGUGCGGUGGGAGAGGCAGCAGGAGGCACUACACACACGCUGUGCGCCUACCACAUCUCUACCACAGCCACGGACUCGGAGAAGAGCAGCGAUGUGACCAUUGUGGAUGGCAGGUCCGUCAUCAGGUGUCUCGAGACGACCAACUGUUUCUCCUACUGGAAAUAUGAGGUGGAGGACAACAUCACGACGAUCAAGUGGCUCGCCGGAGGUUGCUGGGGAGCUGCCAAGAUAUGUAAUCAAAGCUCAUGUGUGGCAAACAGUAACCGAAACCACAGUUACUUCUGCUGUUGUACCGGUGGAAUGUGUAAUGAAGAUGUGUCGGUGCCUGAAGUUGAGGAGAAAUCUAGUGCCCUAGUUCCAGAGAAUCCAGAGCCACCAACGGAAGAUUCAGAUCCAUAUAUGUUGAUUAAGAUUCUUGUUGGAGGAGGAUUCUUUGUGGUGGCUGUAUUGUGUAUAGUAUCUGCUACUUUAGGAUGGAAAAAAUCCAGACCACCAACAAAUCCUGUUCCCAUAGAGGAACCUCCUCCUUCUCCCUGCAUUGAUCUAGAUUCUAUCAAGAUCUUGGAGAGUAUUGGCCAUGGACGAUAUGGAACAGCCUAUAGAGCCAUUGUUCAGGGAGAGGAGGUGGCUGUCAAGAUGUUUCCUCAGCAUCAUAAAUCAUCUUACAUGAAUGAAAAAUACAUUUAUUCUCUGCCUUUAAUGGAACAUUCCAACCUUUUAAGAUAUCUUGGUAGUGGGGAACGUGUGGAGCAAGAUGGCAGUCCUUACUAUUGUCUUGUGCUUUCGUAUUGCCCAAUGGGUCGCCUGAGCACUUACCUUUCAGAAAAUACUAUUAGUUGGCCACAGUUUUGUCAUAUUGUCCUGAGUGCAACUCGGGGUUUGGCCCAUCUACAUUCAGACAUCAGAAAAGGAGAUAUUGUAAAACCCUGCAUCAGCCACAGAGACUUCAACACUCGUAACUUACUCCUCAAAGAUAACAUGACCUGUUGCGUGUCUGAUUUAGGCUUUGCUAUCCAUACACAAGGAGCCAAGUACUUUAUCAAUGGGGAGGAGCAGCAUGCAGAAACAUCAUCACUGUCAGAUGUUGGUACUCUAAGAUACAUGGCUCCAGAGGUCCUUGAAGGUGCAGUAAAUCUCCGAGACUGUGAGGCUGCACUGAAACAAAUUGAUAUCUAUGCCCUUGGUUUGGUGCUCUGGGAAUGUGCAGCACGAUGCCAUGAUUUGUAUCAGGGUCUGCAAACUCCAUCAUAUAUGUUACCUUUCCAGGAGGAAAUUGGUCUCCAUCCAACAUUUGAACGGGUGCAGGUCCUCGUGGCACGCAGGAAAGCACGUCCACUAUUUCCUCCAGUGUGGAAAGACACUAAUCCAGCCAUCCGCUUGCUGAAGGAAACAAUAGAGGACUGUUGGGACCAUGAUGCUGAAGCAAGGCUUUCAGCAAUGUGUGUUGAGGGACGACUUGGAGAAUUACCUGUGCUAUGGGAUAGAUACAAAUCAAGUUUAGGGGUGAAUGGUGUUAGUCCAACCAUAAAUCCAAUGUCCAAUUUAGUCAGUCAACGUCAAGGAGAAAUGUUUAGUGGGUUGGCUGGCAAUGGCGGCAAGGUCAUCAGCAAUGCUCUCACCCCACGUGAGAAAGAGUCAAGUGUCUCUGAAACUACUGUAGAGACAACCCUCACUGCAUCACCCUCAGAACCUCCUGCUGAACCUUGUCUUGGGAAAAAUCAGUUGGUUGGCACACUGCAGCCUCCAAUGCCACCAUUACAGCCCCACCAGGGAAGGAACCCUUGCAUGGAACGCAAUCUUAUAAGAGAAGUUCCCCAGGAACUCAGUGUUUCAGGCAACACACUUAUUGAUCAUUUAAAAUCAAAUGAUAUUAACUCUAUCAAUACAAUUAAUUCUGUGAAUUUAUUAGAUGCUUUAGAUGUUCAACAUGCUUUAGAAUCCCAUGAGCAAUUAAUGCCACUCCUAAAUGGACAUCCCAACACAGCCACUGUUGUACCACAGCCAAGGCCAACCUUCCCCCCACCAACCUUAGUACCACGGAUACCACACUUACAGAAUGAAGUUCGUUCCAUUGACAACCAGCCAAAAAGACAGAAUACAGCUGUUCGAGAGGAAGAGAAUCACAUAAAUACACAGAGCAGUGGAAAGGGAAGUUCAUGGAGACGGUGGCGCACCACUUGGGAAGAUCGCCUUAAGUCUCUCAUUCCUCGCCGUCGUCACCACAACAGUGAAGAUGAGGAGAGACAAGAGAUUUUAAUCACACCCACAAGUAGUAGUCUGUCAGAACCACCAACUCCGGUUACUGCAACGCAGUCCAUAGCAGUCAAUGCAGCACACAUGCCAAUGCAGACAGAGGUGCUACUUACCAAUGGUGGACCCCAUACUGUGAUCUCUCCCAAUCAUACAUUAAACACACAACAGUCAUCAUUGCCCAAUUAUAUUGCAGAGACAGAAAUUGGCAUAGCAAAAUUGCAUUUACAGAAUGGAUUUGCACCUAUAAUAAGAUCAAGGCAAGGAUCAAAUGAUAGUGGAUUAAAUAAAUCUAGUGAGAACAGUGUUAGCUUUGUAGAUAGUGAUAAUUCUUGUGAAAAACUAAAGAGACCAACAACACUGUCUCUUCCAGAGAGGCCAAAUCAGAGCCUUUUGAAUAAAACCCUAAAACAUAAGGUAAAUCAGGAACCAGAUCCAAAGACACAAAACACAACAGCAAGUGAAAAUGCUCCAGCAGCAGAUGAUGAAGAAUCUCCACCCUUACGGAAAGCAAAGCAUAGAGUGAAGACACCUAGACGACCAAUGAACCCACGCCUUUCACUGUAUGAUGAUCGCAUUAUGGGAUGCACUGAGAAAGAUGGGAGUAUGAAGUGUGAGGGUCAUUUAGAUGAAAGUUUGUCACACUCGCUGCCCAUUCACAUGGAUACAAUUGAGCAGCAGCAACCAUUUCUGAAGCACACUGAUUUGACAUCUACAAUGCCAUCCCGCACGAAGAGCACAGCUACCCCUAGGCAUUCCAAGUUGACAAGUGUUGCUAACCACAGCAGGUCAAGCAGUCGGGGCAGCAGUCAAGGAUCCCUUGGGCAGGAGCCUACUCACCCUCCUCCUCCUCAUCACAAGACUCAAGCAGCUGAUACCCAGUGAGCUGCACACAGUGGCAGUUGUUGUAGUAUGAUAUAACCCUCAAAGGGAAUCAUCCAGUGUAUAGCUUUGUUAUGUUGAAAUGUUAUAUCUUCUGAUGUAAAUCAGAAACAGUGAUAUAUAUAUCUCACAGGACUUAGCCCAGGUGAGUGUGUGUGAUGUUAAAGAAUAUUCCAGAUUUUCAUGGAUAAUGAAUUAUGCUGCCAGUAGUGUGGAAGAGAAAUAUUUUAUGGUUAGACUUACAGAACUGCAUGUUGAUAACAUUUAAUUUCAAGCUUUAUGAUUUAUAAAUUGUUUAUAAUUUUUGAUUAUGUAGUAGAUGUAUAAACAAUUAUAGCCCACAGAUUCUGCAGGCAGGUGUAGCUUCCCUUCUCAUUAUGAUUAUAUAGAAAAAUGCUUAUUGUCUUUCCUUAACUUAAGAAACAGCCAUUGUGCUUUCAGUGUGAAUAUAUAAAUAUUUUUAUCGAAAACCUUAAUAAUCCAUGAAGAAAAAAAAUUAAAUUGUCCUAUCAUUUAAGGUAGCUUAUUCUAGUCUUCAUUAAAUUGACUGGUCAAUGUUUAUUUAAGGUUUAGAAAUGUCUUGCCUUAUUACAAAGACUUAAUUUAAUUCAUGGAACUAAAUCCUGUAAUGCUACAGUUUUAUAGUUUUCUUUGUCCAAGAAUUGACAAGCAAAUCACAGUUCUUUAUUAUUCACUGUAAACUGUGUUCUUUGGAAUGCUCUUAAUGUAAAGUUGUUGAUAGUGCCUGAUAAGAAAUAUUGAUAAAUGUUAUGAAAAUGAAUUUUUGUUUCCUAGUGUAUUAUGUAUUUAGGAAUGGCAAAAUAGGGCACGACUCAAUGUAUAUCACUGGGAUGGUUUUAUGGCUUCAGUAAUUAAUUUCAUAAUUUUUAUUUACCAAUAGAAAUUACUGAGCUUCCUAUGCUUUUUAAAGCUGCUUAGUCACUAUGUAUUUAUUUUAAGGCAGAUCCCAUAUUUAUGGAAAGGAUGGGGAAAAGAAAAUGGAUUGUAACUGAUCAUGAUAUUUAAGUAUUUUUGAAAUAUUUGCAAGACAAUAUAUGUUCAAGUUUUUAGUUUUGCAUAAAAGGAUGAAAAAUAUGUAUAACAUAGCACUGUUAUCAAACAUCCCUGCUCUUACAUCAGUUUGAACAGGAAAUAUACAAAAUAUGAUGUGUAAUACACACCAUAUGUGUUUUGAAUCUUUCUCAGCAUAGUAUUAAUUAAAAUCAGUUUCUGUUGUAAGGUUAUCUGUCAGAAUACUUAUUUUAUAAAGUGUACAUUACUGUGUGAUGAUUUAUCUAGCAAAUAAUUACAGUGGUAAAGGUGUACAAGCAGAUAGUCUGUAGCAAGACAAAAUGAAUGAUGGGCAAGCUGAGUUUAGUUGGUAGUUCAAUCAUGCUAUAUCAUUGUAUAAUUCAUGUAAAUUGCUUUUACUAUUUCUCAGAACUGAAGUACAAUAAUAAAGGAAAAAAACUUAUA
Messenger RNA from Penaeus monodon (black tiger shrimp), 4896 nucleotides. RefSeq lists its product as uncharacterized. NCBI's taxonomy places the organism in Eukaryota, Metazoa, Arthropoda, Malacostraca, Decapoda, Penaeidae. Gene Ontology annotation, cellular component: plasma membrane; signaling receptor complex. Gene Ontology annotation, molecular function: ATP binding; transforming growth factor beta receptor activity. Gene Ontology annotation, biological process: protein phosphorylation; BMP signaling pathway; cellular response to growth factor stimulus. The record is from RefSeq and is a predicted model, not a curated record. The coding region runs from base 238 to 3423 and encodes 1061 amino acids. The transcript is spliced from 11 exons.